This is a messenger RNA of Paraglomus brasilianum, 124 nucleotides long. Lineage: Eukaryota; Fungi; Glomeromycota; Glomeromycetes; Paraglomerales; Paraglomeraceae. The record is from the annotation of a GenBank genome assembly.
UGCCUCCAGAGAACAUUACGGUGCCACACCAAUGCUGAGAUCGUCGAAGCAUACAGCAAGACCAAACCAGUCAAAUUUAUAUACACUUCUCACAAAGCCACAUCUUGCGGUCAAUGCUGAAGCA